This is a messenger RNA of Acanthosepion pharaonis, 600 nucleotides long. The record is from the annotation of a GenBank genome assembly. Lineage: Eukaryota; Metazoa; Mollusca; Cephalopoda; Sepiida; Sepiidae.
AUGCAAUUUUUCUUCCAAUUAAGAGGGCUUAUCCGCGCAUUUCCUUCUAAGCCACAAAUCUAUCUAUCUAUCUAUCUAUCUAUCUAUCUAUCUAUCUAUCUAUCUAUCUAUCUCGAUGUUUCAUUAACAUUCUAUCUAUCUAUCUAUCUAUCUAUCUAUCUAUCUAUCUAUCUAUCUAUCCCAGUCUGUCCAAACCUAUUUAUCUUAACCAGCCCAGAUCUAUCUAUCUAUCCCAAUCUGUCCAAACCUAUUUAUCUUAGCCUGUCCAGAUCUAUCUAUCUAUCUAUCUAUCUAUCUAUCUAUCUAUCUAUCCCAGUCUUUCGAAACCUAUUUAUCUUAGCCAGCCCAGAUCUAUCUAUCUAUCUAUCUAUCUAUCUAUCUAUCUAUCUAUCUAUCUAUCCCAGUCUUUCGAAACCUAUUUAUCUUAGCCAGCCCAGAUCUAUCUAUCUAUCUAUCUAUCUAUCUAUCUAUCUAUCUAUCUAUCUAUCUAUCUAUCUAUCUAUCUAUCCCAAUCUGUCCAAACCUAUUUAUCUUAGCCUGUCCAGAUCUAUCUAUCUAUCUAUCUAUCUAUCUAUCUAUCUAUCUAUCUAUCUUACCUAG